CGUGGGAUGAACACUUUCCCCGCCACGGGCUCGUUCAACUUUAAAAAGCCAAAGUCCACCAUUCUCCGCCUGCGUUAUGAUCAACGACACGAACGGCUCCGAGCCGGCCCACCACCACGGCGUGUUCCCCACGCUGCGGCUGGAGUCCAAGUCCCUGGUCACCUCGGCCACCAUGUUCGGCGUGGGCGUGCUGGGCAACCUGAUCGCCAUCGUGGUGCUGUGCGUGUCCAAGAAGGAGCAGAAGGAGACCACCUUUUACACGCUGGUGUGCGGCAUGGCCAUCACGGACCUGCUGGGCACCUGCUUCACCAGCCCGGUGGUGAUCGCCACCUACGUGGCCAGCCGCUGGCCCGGCGGCCCGCUGCUGUGUCAUUUCUUCUCCUUCUCCAUGCUCUUCUUCGGCUCGGCGGGCAUGUCCAUCCUGUGCGCCAUGGCGGUGGAGCGCUACCUGGCCAUCAACCACGCCUACUUCUACUCGCAGCACAUCGACAGGACGCUGGCCCGCUUGGCGCUGCUCGCCGCCUACUUGGCCAACGUGGUGCUGUGCGUCAUGCCCAGCUUGGGCUUCGGCCGGCACGUCAGACACUUCCCGGGGACUUGGUGCUUCCUGGACUGGAGGGCGACGGACGCGCUGGGCGCCUGCUACUCCUUCCUGUACGGCGGCGUGAUGCUGUUGCUCAUCGCCGUCACCCUGCUGUGCAACCUGGCCGUCUGCCGCUCUCUGGUGGGCAUGAACCAGAGGACCGGCAUUGUCCGGGCGGAGGUGUGCGAGCAGGGGGGCUCGCGGCGCCGCUUCCCGCGGCUGCAGUCCGUCACCUCGGCGGCGGAGAUCCAGAUGUUCUGGCUGCUCGUUUUCAUGACCAUCGUUUUCCUGGUCUGCUCCAUCCCUCUGGUGGUGAGAAUCUUCGUCAACCAGAUUUUCGAUCCUGCGUACAUUUCUGCUGGCGGGGAUCCCGACUACCGCAGCGAUCUGUUGGCCAUCCGUUUUGCCUCCUUCAACCCCAUCCUGGACCCGUGGGUGUACAUCCUGUGCAGGAAGAACCUGCUCCUCAAAGGUUGCGGGCGGUUGAAGCGGGCGAUGACCCGAGUGAAAGAGAGCGCCGGCGACAACAUGGGCUGGGUCGGGGGUCAGGACUCCCCGCCUUCCUUGAACACAAACAACACCAGCUACGCCUCGCUGCGCAGGAAAGACGCGGGGCAGCGGGCGGCCGUGGGGGACGCUCGGUCUUUCACGGACUUCGCCCUGAGGAACGCGUGGGACUACGACACUGCUCGGGUCAACUUCCACCCGUUCAGCGUGGAAGCGACCGCCGCGCGAGGAGGCGAAGAGGAAGUCGCGGCCGAUCCGAAGCAGGGGUCGGAGACGGUGAAGGCGUCGCCGGGACACGCGCACGCCAGGAGAGGCGAGAUGGUCACCUGCACAUUCAGCACCCCGAGCUCGUGUCAGUCACUGAAAUACCUUUAACCAACUUCUUUUUAGAACUCCGUAGAACAGUCUCAACUGGACGCAACAUUAGGAACACCCGCACGCACUCCAACAGCAUCCUAUAGCUGGCUGGCAAGGUUUCAGGUGAUGCUCUGGACCAGACCUGGGCAACUAUUUUGACUCGGGGGCCACAUUUAGAGAAAAAUGUGUCCGGUAUACAGUUGUGCUCAUAAGUUUACAAACCCCAUUUCCAUAUGUCUUGCUGAAAUAAGCAGGGGCGUCCAUGAUAACGUUGCUUGAAUGGCAGUAUAUGUUGCUACAAAACCUGUAUGUACCUUUCAGCACUAAUGGUGCCUUCACAGAUGUGUAAGUUACCUAUGCCUUGGGCAAAUCAUUGUAUUCCGUUUAUAUUUACAUCCAACACAAAUUCCCAUCUCAUAUGGAAACGGGUUUUGUAGGUGACCAUAGUAACUAGUAUAUCAUCCAUAAUCGCAGAUUCUAAGCAUUGAAAUACUUUGUAUAGUUACGGUCAUUAUAAAACAUGACUGCACAUCGUAAUGGCAGCUACACUUUCCAUCUUAAAGAUCUAAAAAACAAUAUUUGGGAAUGUCCAGCGGGCCUGAUUGAAAAGUUUAAACGGGCCGCAUGUGGCCCCAGGGCCUUAAUUUGCCCAGGUCUGGUCUAGACUCUGGAGUCCUGUUUAUUUACCUGCAUCAGUGCAACUUUGGGAGGUAUUUGAAAGGUUUGGAGACAACUGUUUAAUCUGGAAAAAUAUUUCACAUGGGAUGGAGUGGAUUUACAUGCUUACGUCAAAUAAUUUUUGAAAUAUUCAAACCAUUCAUCAUCAAGUAAGAGUGGAUGGUGAUAUCGACAGGCGGAUCGGUGCGGCGUCUUCAGUAAUGCAGACGCUGUAUCGAUCCGUUGUGGUGAAGAAGGAGCUGAGCCGGAAGGAAAAGCUCUUAAAUUACCGAUCCAUCUACGUUCCCAUCCUCACCUAUGGUCGUGAGCUUUGGGUUAUGACCGAAAGGACAAGAUCACGGGUACAAAAUGAGUUUCCUCCGCCGGGUGGCGGGUCUCUCCCUUACAGAUAGGGUGAGAAGCUCUGUCAUCCGGGAGGAACUCAAAAUAGAGCCACUGCUCCUCCACAUGGAGAGGAGCCAGAUGAGGUAGUUCGGGCAUCUGGUCAGGAUGACACCCGAACGCCUACCUAGGGAGGUGUUUCGGGCACGUCCGACCGGUAGGAAGGAAGACCCAGGACACGUUGGGAAGACUAUGUCUCCAGGCUGGCCUGGGAAUGCCUCGGGAUCCCCCAGGAAGAGCUGGACGAAGUGGCUGGGGAGAGGGAAGUCUGGGCUUCCCUGCUUAGGCUGCUGCCCCCAUGACUCGACCUCAGAUAGGCGGAAGAAGAUGGAUGGCAUUCAUCAUCCCCGAAGUAAACAUUACUGCUCGCCUCAACCUCACUUCCUUUGACAUGGACAAGGAUUUAGAGAAGAAAAGAUUGGAGGCACAUCAUGUCUUUACACCUGAGGCAUUCAUCAUUUAAAAAAUAAUCUGUGAAAGACAAAGUUGGACUUAUUGGUGCAUGGCUAAGUAACGUAUUUGAUUGACAUAACGAGUGCUGCUGUGAUCGUGACACGAAUGAGAAAAAGGAUCAGCUUGUUUGCAGUUGAUUUCCUGCUACAAAUUUUAGUCUCAUUGACAAUUCAUUCUGCAGUUGUUGUUAUGCUGUGAAGUUGAUAUUCUGUCUCAUUAUUUAGCUGUAGAUGUCCCUGUUGCUCCGCAAUGUUUGCAAGUCAUAUCAAGAUUCGGUAUAUGCUGUUGAGAUUUCGCUUCCUCGCAGUCCCACUGUCAGACACGGAACAUGAGCCAAGCGUGCAGGUUUAACGAUCAAUUGUUUUACGAAAGUUUUCCCUCCAGCAGGGCGUCCGUAUCCUCUCUCCCUCUCUACAUACUGUUAAAGACAACAGAUGAUUACACUAACAAGUACCACCUGUGAAAUCUAAUCACCUGCCGGCUGUGUCUUGCCGUCAGCACUGCCACGCCCCCGUCCUCAGCACCAUGGACAGAGGCGGUGACCUUUGCUACUGCAGGCAGCGCCGACAACAUCCCCCCGCCCGCAUUUAUCCACUUUAUUAAUACUAUGAAGGAUAUUUUCUUGACGCUAACAAAUAUCACCAAAGACGCUAUAAUGCGGUCAUCCGGUUUAGCUCGGUUGGUAGAGUGGCCGUGCCAGCAACUUUAGGGUUGCAAGUUCGAUUCCCGCUUCUGCCAACCUAGUCACUGCCGUUGUGUCCUUGGGCAAGACACUUUACCCACCUGCUCCCAGUGCCACCCACACUGGUUUAUAUGUAACUUAGAUAUUGGGUGUCACUAUGUAAAGCGCUUUGAGUCACUUGAGAAAAGUGCUAUAUAAAUAAAAUUCCACUAAUUCACAUCCGUGUAGAAUAAAACACUCGUCUUUCCUGCACAGCAACAACUAAGUUUGAGUUUCUGUAAUGAAAAUGGAUUGAUUGAUUGAAACUUUUAUUAGUAGAUUGCACAGUACAGUACAUAUUCCGUACAAUUGACCACUAAAUGGUAACACCCGACUAAGUUUUCAACUUUUUUAAGUCGGAGUCCACGUACGGACGAUAAAAAUAUGGUGGAUAGGACCCACAAUCACAAUAUUUAUUACGAGGACUUAAUAUGACCUUAGUUUAUUUGCACAAGCAGGUCUUCUAAUUAUAUCUUUUAUUUAACUUUAGCUCUGCUCUCAAACACAACUAAUAGAGAAUAAAAUGGAUCGCAUCACAGAAAGUUUCUCAAACAAAUCAAAUGUUCAUACAAACAUUUUCCAAAGUGAUUACCGCAGACACGAGCAUGGUCCGAUUGUAUUCCACAAAGUGAUAAAAGUGAUAUUUUUCAUUUUCAACGCAUUUUAGCUUUUUUUUCCUGACUUUAUUACCUUUAUGAACUACUUUUUUCGGGACUCCAAAGAAGCCCUUUCCAAUCUCUCUAUUUGAACGACUGGAACACCCAAGGACAGAACAGCAAUACGACCCUUUCUGCUCAAACAGUUGUUUUAAUGCUACGCUCCUGCUGCUCAAACAUCGUCUAAAAUUAUGCCACCAAAUUCUCAAACAGAUCAAAGGUUCAUACAAACAUUUUCCAAAGUGAUCACCGUAGACACGAGCAUGGUCCGAUUAUAUUCCACAAGGUGAUGAAAGUGAUAUUUUUCAUUUUCAACACACUUUAGCUUUUUUUCGUGACUUCAUAACAUUUAUGAACCACUUUUUUCGGGACUCUAUGAUAGCACUUUCCAAUCUGUCUUUUUGAACAACUGGAACACCCAAGAACAGAACAGCAAUACGACAUUUUCUGCUCGAACUCGUCACUCCCUUGUUUAAAUGCUACGCUCAUGCUGCUCGACCAUCGUCUCAAUUAUGCCACCAAGAAGAAAAACGUGGUAUACAACCCAGGUAAACAACAGUUCCAGCCCUAGCAUGAUGCAGUAAGAAUGAACUAAGUAUUGUGGUUUUGAUAAAGCUCGUUUUGGUUGUCAUUGGUCUGUGCAGGUGUUGCCAAUGUUGUGAUAAGUGAGUCUCAGUAUAGAAGCUAUUGAAUCUUUUUAGAUUGAGUGGAAGUGUGUACGUAAUGGUUCGGCCCAUGGGUAUAUUUCAACAAUCUGUGACUAAUAUUCUAUUAUUAUGACGUCAAUAGUUAAAGGCCUACGGAAAUUAGAUUUUCUUAUUCAAACGGGGAUAGCAGGUCCAUUCUAUGU
Molecule: messenger RNA, 5186 nt
Organism: Nerophis ophidion (straightnose pipefish)
Lineage: Eukaryota; Metazoa; Chordata; Actinopteri; Syngnathiformes; Syngnathidae
Gene: ptger4c
Product: prostaglandin E receptor 4 (subtype EP4) c
Exons: 2
Coding region: 77-1465 (462 amino acids)
Biological process (GO): positive regulation of cytosolic calcium ion concentration; inflammatory response; cellular response to prostaglandin E stimulus
Cellular component (GO): plasma membrane
Molecular function (GO): prostaglandin E receptor activity
Source: RefSeq, a predicted model, not a curated record